Molecule: messenger RNA, 933 nt
Organism: Linnemannia hyalina
Lineage: Eukaryota; Fungi; Mortierellomycota; Mortierellomycetes; Mortierellales; Mortierellaceae
Source: the annotation of a GenBank genome assembly
AUGAUACACCUCCCCGUGAAAAAGGAGCCCGACUCGGAACAAGGACACAAUAGGUUGGAUAUGGUGCACAAGGGAAGCAAGAGACACCUCGAAUAUCGCGAGAGGAAUGUCGAGUCUCUUGACAAAGAUCGCGUCGAUCAACAUAUGGAGGACCCUGACUCUGAACGGUACCGGCAGCAGCACCAGCGUCACCACGACCAGCCUUCGUCAUCUUCGUCCUCGGCCGGCUAUUAUCCUCAUCAUCGAGGAGCUCCUUCUGGGGGCGAUCCUACAGGAUACCACAGCAGCGGAUCUUACCAGGAUUCAAUGUAUCAUCAUCAGCAACAGCCACAACCUAACCAACAGCAACAUAAUCCUGGUGGCCGCCCUCAAUCUCUUUCGGCGCGGCCCUUGCCAAGUCUUCUCCCUCGUCCAAUGGAUGCCAGUGACGGACGGCCUGGCGAAGGCAGCAGAGGGCAUCCAAGGGACGACCAAGCCUCCUAUGGAUGGGAUGACAUGCGUCACCGGCCGCCACCACCCCCAGGAGGACGCCCCACGAUCCAUACCGACAUGGGGUCUCCUCAUUUUGGGGGCCACAGGAGCAACCAACCUCCAUUGAGUGCAGGUCCUCACAGUGCAAACGUCCAUUCGCCAUCCCAGUCAACCGCUCCUGUGUCUGCGCCAGUAUCUGUAGCGGCACCUACACCUACGACACCAGCAACAAGUUCGGUACCGGCAGUGGCGGCGACUUCAUUGUCAGCAUCAUCGGCAGCUUCGGCAGCAUCAUCGUCAGCAGCUUCGUCAUCGGCAGUGUUGGUACCGGCUCCUCCGGGCAGCGUGGUUGUGAACAAUGGCAGCAGCAAGAAGCGAACGACGCCUGCGAAGCACAAGUGUCCAGAGUGUGACAAUGUCUGGCACACAGCCAUUGGAACAAAUCAGGUGGAGAGGCCCUAG